Messenger RNA from Somion occarium, 4015 nucleotides. Lineage: Eukaryota; Fungi; Basidiomycota; Agaricomycetes; Polyporales; Cerrenaceae. The record is from the annotation of a GenBank genome assembly.
UGCAUGUCUUGACGCCAGACCAAACUUAAUAGCAGCCAGAUACCUCUUAGGGUUUGCCCAGGAUACCCCGUCUUCUUGUUCUCAACCAUGUCCUCCUCGUCGACCACGGCCUGCUCGCGGUCGCCCUCACCGGCUUCCCCAGCGACGCCAGAGUCAUGCGACAACCUUGACUCCGUCGUUACCCAGGAAGACCUUGCAGCCUGGUGUCACUCUCUUUCUCCAGCGGGUUUCCUCAUAGGUGAUGAAUCCCAUUUUGGCGAGCAUGUCAAGAAAAGGGAAGGGCAUGCCCUGGAGUUAGCGGACAUCAUACAAGAGGAUGCCAUGGUAGAUUCUGCUCAUUCAGGGCCAGAGUCACCAACUGCGUAUCUCUCAAGUCGUUCUCCUUCGGUUUCGCUUCCAAUGGGGAUAGACGUUGCAGACUUGCUCAUUGCACCGCGCAAUUCGAUAUCCUCAACGAAGCCGAUACCCCCGCCUCUGGCUCAGAUACGCAGGGACCCAACAGUAGGCUCACAAUGUGUUGUAUAUCCGCCGAAAGAAUCAUGUUACAAUCUACCGAUUAUGAUCCCUUCUAUACCCGAAGGCGGGACAAAGUCUCGGGUUGAGACUCAAGUUCGUCUUACGGUAGACCUUGCGCAUGCAAGCGCGUCAUCGGGGGAGCCACUCAGAUACGACCGUGUUGGAAGUUGGAAAUGGCUCCGCUUGCCAAAAGGCACAAGUACCAAGCGGCGCUCCCGCAAAGAAGCCAAAGUUGACGCUACUGUCGAAGAUACGCUUCAUCUUACGACUGAGGUUACUUGCGCUUCGCCUCCGCAUACACGAGUGACUUGUUGUUCAAGCUGCCAAGGACGGGAGGCCAAACGAGUCGCACGCAAAUUGGCCGCCCGUGUAAGGCCUGCGCGUUCAGAUUCCGAGUCUCCGGACGAUGCAGUAAUCAUCCCAGGAAGGGGCAAACAUGAAGAUACAUCCAACCUCGUGCAAUUCAACUGCCCAGAGGUGCUCGACUUCUCAUCUGGAUCAGUCGUCCUUCCUCUUCGAAUUACCUGCUACUGUCGGCAUCAUCGUGAGAAGGUCGGCUUUAAUGUUCACUUUACGAUGCUGGAUCACAAUGGCCGGGUUGUUGGCUCGGGCAUGACCCGUCCUAUCAUGAUCACUGAUGACCACAAGAGCACGGGCGUCAACAAAGCUGCCAAUAGCAGUACUCAGACGCCUACCAAUGCAGAUUCGCCCAGGGACGAUGACGCUGUGGGCGGGACGACCAAACGCAAGAACACGCGUGAUGGUGCGACUGAACGGUCUAAAAAGCGAACAAAGCCAUACGAUGGUGCAAAUCGUGGUGGCAAAAUUCGACGGAAGGACAGCAUCAGCAGUUUGCAAUCGAUUCCGUCUGCGGUUGCUUCUACGUCUGCAACCAGGGCACCUACCAGAGCAUCUACUCCAGCGCAAGCACUGCUGAGGGGCUCACCAUUGCAUACUAUUGAUCCCGAACACUUGACUUCGAACUCUAUCGAUUCCGCAAGUGCUGAGGUUGCUGCUGCUCUGCUCUCCAAUGGGUUCGACCUAUCAAUGCCUUCAUUAUCGAACGGUAUCGGACAGUCUUUGGACGAUAUCGUCAUGCCUGAUGCUCAAGUGAAUAUCGACCCUUCGGCAAUGACCCUUGAAGAGCUUACCAACCAAUCAUUCCUUACCAACGAUCCUUCCGACCCGAUGUCACUCAAUCUAAACCCAUCAGAUCCACUUUCCGUAUCUCCCAGUAUCUCCUAUAUGUUAUUCAAUAACGACCCACCGCCUCCUAUCAGUAAUCUGCCAACCCCAAAGAUUCAUCGACUCAUCCCCUCGGCCGGGCCGACGUAUGGUGGCAUCGAAGUCACUAUUCUGGGUGCUAACUUCCAUCCAGCUAUGCAAUUGAGCUGUGUAUUCGGAGAAACGGUCUCAAGCUCAACUCAGCGAUGGAGUGAAAAUACUCUAGUGUGCUUGUUGCCUCCUUCUCUUUCUGCAGGUGUCGUUCCCGUCUGGUUCGACGGUAUCGCCAAAGAGGAUGAUGGCAGCCCUCCUUGCUUGUUCACUUACACGGACGAAACAGACCGGGCAUUAAUGGAACUUGCUCUCCAGGUCGUUGGAUUAAAGAUGACAGGCAAAAUCGAGGACGCAAGGAAUAUCGCCAUGAGGAUCGUCACCGGACCUGAUACUAAUCAAGGCACAAUAGAACCUAGCAGCUCUAUGCAGAUGUCGACCUCUCCCGGCUCUUCUUUCGAUAUCCGACAACUUCUUCUCGCACGAGCUGGCGACAGUGGGGACUUCGAGACGCUAAUUUUGGACUUCCUUGCUCUCCUGGAUGUGCCAAUGACUGUCUCGACCUCGUCGCUGGAAGGUGCUAUCUCGCAGACUACGGGCAGUGGUCAAACGCUGCUUCACCUCGCUACGAUCCUCAAUUUCUCAAAGGUCGUUGAGUUCCUGAUCUCUCAUGAGAUCGAUAUCGACGCUCGUGAUAACAACGGGUUCACCGCACUGCACUUCGCUGCCAGUUUACGACAUGUGGAGUCUGCUCGUCUGCUCCUGGAAGCCAACGUUGACACCGAUAUCGUAAAUGCCGUGGGCAAGACGGCUGCCGAAGUCGCACCUGCGGGAUUCUUCGACAGGUUGUACCCCGAUAGCAGCAGCACCUGGAGUACGGAAGAUUCCGUAGAGGAAGAGGCCGCUUGGGCUGAUGAGGAAGUAAGUGCAGAUGACGAAGAACCUGUCAAGCCUCCUCCCAGGCGACGACCUGAACGCGGGAACUCGUACCGCAGGGAGCGUCUGUCUCGCCGUCCGUCUGAGGCCGAUUUGAAGAAGGCCGAUCCCGAUUCAGCUCCCCCUCCUCCAGCGGACAUCAAGAAAGCAAAGGAAGCGGCAGGUAUCGUGGAUGAAAAGCAAGCAAUGGCGUCUUGGAUGGAUAUGGUCCAACGUACUUUUGCUCAGCUACAACAUCCGCAGGGCAUGAUUCCUCAUAUACCCAAUCUACCGCUACCCCAGUUCCCCCAUCUCCCAGGUAUGCCAGCGUGGGGCGCACUUCCUCAGAUGCCUGCUGUUUUCCCCGUGGUCGUGCCUAUGUCUGCAUUACCGAUUCCGGGUCUUCCCGCGUCUUGGGCUCGAUGGGGUGAGAAACGACCCGGGCAAGAUCAGGCAGACGGUGAAAAUGCGGAUGAGGAACAUGAUACGAAGACGACUCAAUGGUUAGCUAUCCCUGGCGCUCAGGAAUGGCGUGCGACGUGGGAGAAGUGGUUGGCCAUGGCCAUGGCUUCUGCCCGGCCGAGUGGUGAAGGUGAUGCUCCGCCGGCCUACACCCCUAGGGAUGAAGAUGCCGCAACGGAAUCAAGGGAUGCUAAGUCAUCGGAGGCCUCAAUGUCUGUUGUUGUCCCUCAACCGUCGACGAGCGUUGAACGUGCUCAGCCAAGGCGUGUUGAAUACCAAGAUGUUCCUGUUCCUGAACAAGAGGUGAAAGCGUACGAGUAUAGACCAACGAAGAAACAGUCGCGCCGAACGCGCAAGAAGCAGGACUGUAUGCUGUUCUUCUUCUGGAUCCCAAUUCUUUUCAUUGGCUUCAUAUGGGCCUUCUUCUCCGCCAUGCGUGUAGGGUUUCACGCUUUGCGGGCUGUGAGUUUCAGUGCUGCUCUUCAUGUAUAAUUUAGUAGCGCCAGGUUUGUUCUCCGCUCGUGCAAAGGUUUAGACUGUACUGUAUUUCGUUUCUCCUAUGCCAAAGCAGGUUCUCAUUAUAAACGUUAAUCGUCGUUAUUCUCUUAGAUGUAGCUUGCUAUCGGUUUGAUAUUGGGCCUGUGUUGUAUGUACUGUACAUUUUCUGAUGGACUAUUUAUCAAAAAAAGUCGGUUUCUUGCUCUAAAAUGUUCGAAUGCUCCCAUUGCCUACUUCGUGUUGACCUCGCUGUGCUUUGUCUCAGUCAUUUGCCUAGCUUGGGCCAUUGUAUGUACUGUACACUAAUAAGUUUUCCAGGCGAACUCUGUCGCAAUUUGCUUCGCGCGCU